Messenger RNA from Danio aesculapii, 3675 nucleotides. It is a transcript of the gene pdzrn3a, whose product is annotated as PDZ domain containing RING finger 3a. Gene Ontology annotation, biological process: protein ubiquitination; neuromuscular junction development. The transcript is spliced from 8 exons. Gene Ontology annotation, molecular function: protein binding; ubiquitin protein ligase activity. NCBI's taxonomy places the organism in Eukaryota, Metazoa, Chordata, Actinopteri, Cypriniformes, Danionidae. The record is from RefSeq and is a predicted model, not a curated record. Bases 79 to 2328 code for a protein of 749 amino acids.
GCACGCUUCAGUAGAUGCUCUUUUGCUUUUAUGAUCACGUAUUGGAGUCGUUCUGCUGUUUUCUGAUGCGUUUCCAUCAUGGGCUGCAGUUUGUGUGCUAUACGGCGAUCAGAUGAGAACUACAAACUCCUACAAACAACAUGUCAGAUAAAUGGAAAGAGUCUUUCAGUUGCCACCCAUGAUCAAGCAGUUGAGGCAUUCCAAACUACCGAAGAUCCCAUUGAGGUUGAGGUACUACGCAGGGUUACGCACAAGACUUGCAAGGCUCUCAAACCAGCCUGUGGAAUGGACAACAGCACUCAGACCAACAUUACACUGCAAUAUUUUAAACAUAUAGAGACUAUGGCCCAGUUACCAUCACCCACAACACCACAGAGUAUGGCUAUUCUGAAACAGUGUCAAAAAGCUAGAUGUGACUCACCUUACCCCCCAGACUUUGAUGACUGUGUAGAGAAAAACAUUGAGAGUAAAGGACUGGAAUAUGAGGAGGUGGAUCUCCAGAGGAAAAACACUCAGGAUAAGUUUGGCCUAAUGUUGUGUUACAAGAUGGAUGAUGAGAAGACUACCAUUUAUGUUAGCAAGAUUGAUCCAGAAGGAAUUGCAGCAAAGGAUGGUAGAAUCCAAGAAGGAGACCAGAUCAUCCAGAUCAAUGGAGAAGAUAUUCAGAGCCAUAAGGUGGCAGUAGCACUUCUGACCACGGAGGACAGUAAGAAUGUGUCCAUCCUAGUAGCUCGACCAAAAAGACAGGAUGUUUGCUGGUUGGAGGAGGACUUGAAAAUGGGCAUUUUUGAGCAACUGAAUGACAAGGUCAAAGAGUUUGAUACAAGUAUGCUGCAGCAGAGCACACGUGAAGAAGAUGGAGGCACUACUGAUACAGCAACCUUAUUGUCCAACCAUCAUGAAAAAGACAGUGGUGUAGGCCGCACUGAUGAAAGCACUCGUAAUGAUGAAAGCUCCGAGCAGGACAUCUUAGGGGAUGACCAGAAUUCUCUUUGUGACACCCUCACAGAAAACCAUAAGAAGUUCAGCUAUAGCCAGGACACAUUGGAAUGUGGGGACAUGCACUUAAGCAAUGAAUCCUUCCUUUCAGUUGACAAUGGAGACAAUGGAAACUUCAUUGGUAUACCUGGCACUGCAUGCGAACGUUUCCGGAAACUGCUUGAAUUGAAAUGUCUUAUGAACAGCAACAAUCUUCAAGGACUGCUGGAGCACGAUGCUACACAAUAUGGAAAGAGGAUUAGUGUAGACUGUGAUGAUCAAGAGGAUCAGAUGCUUAAUGAGCAAUUGUUGAACAUUGAGCUGGAAUGUCUGAGUAUAAUACAAGCACACAGGCUUCAGGAUGAAGAUAGUGGUCCACAAGCCAAAGAUCCCUGCACAAAGCACUUCAUUCAACAACUAAAUGAUAAAGAUCACCACGACCUCUUAAAUAACAAGGUGGACAACGAAUGCUUUACUAGUGCUUAUAACACUGGAGAGAGCUGUUGGAGCUUACAGCCUGCUUUGGAGUCACAUUCUCCUGAAUCCCAAAGGAUGCUAAUUGGAGACAAGGGUAAAGGUUCACCUAUGAUUAGAUGCAACUCAACGACAGCAUGUUCAAAACAUAACCUCUCUCCUAUUCGGGAGAUCAGCCCCACCAAGAGUUUAGCCGGAGAUCCAGAGGUAACAAAUCAGGGCAAACGAAAGCAGAAUAAGAGGAAGAACCCAAGGUCUUCUUUACAUCAUUCCUCAUACAAGAACACCUACAUCCCAGCCCAUGCACAACAUUACCAAAGCUACAUGCAACUUAUUCAGCAAAAGUCAGCUGUGGAAUACGCCCACAGUCAAGUGAGCAUAGCCAGCCUUUGCAAGAAUCCAGAAAACACUACAACUGAUUCCAGGCCCAAGUUGGGGUGGAAGGUAAAGGUCCGUAAUGACGGAACAAAGUACAUUACUCGAAGACCCAUUAGGGACCAGCUGCUAAAGGAGCGUGCUUCGCGUAUUCGAGAAGAGCGCUACAGCAUAACUACAGACGAUGAUGCAGGAAGCGAACUCAAACUGGGUAGAUAUUGGAACAAGAAGGAACGCAAGCAACAUGCCGUGCAAGCCAAGGAACAGCAGCAGCAACGGGAACUCAUGAAGCAGUGCUACAUGGAGAACAAGGGAAAAACAGGAACACUCAACAACAAAGAGCCUGACAUCAUCCAGCUUAGCCGUAAAAAGAUGAUGAAGAGGAGGAAUAAGAGGAUAUUUGACAACUGGAUGACCAUUCAGGAGCUGCUGACACAUGGAACAAAAUCCACAGAUGGGACUAAGCUAUAUAAUUCCUUUCUCUCUGUGACAACAGUGUAAGGGAUGUCAACCUCAGUUCCUGAAGGGGCCACAGCCCUGCAGUUUAGUGCCAACACAUUUACCUGUAGGUUUAAAACAAGCCUGAAAGACUCAAUUAGUUUGAUCAGGUGUGUUUAAUUAGGGUUGGAACUAAACUGUGCAGAGCUGCGGCCCUUCAGGAACUGAGCUUGACACCUGUGGAUUACACAAUGGUUCAGGGCACUUUACAAGUUUACUGUGUAAAAUUUUGUGCAGACUGGUGUGGGAAGACUUGCCUCAUUUAAGGGGUCAUUUAGGUACUUGUAAACCUACCGAGAUUUGUGUGACAGCAGUUCGAAUACAGCAAUGAUGAAUUCCAAGUAUCUAUUUCAAAUCUUAAUACUUUACAAAACUUUCAGCUGCACCAAAAUUAAUUUUUGUACCCAAAUUUCAUAUUGGGCAACUUAUCCUAGUUUAUGCAAUAACUCAUGCAAAACCUUUUUUACAGUAUGCUCUUAUUUUCAGUUAUUUCCGCUUGCAUAUCACCCACUUAUGCUGCGUUCAUACCAGACGCGAGUGAUUUACAUGUUAAGUCAAUGCAAAGACGCGAGUGGACAUCCUGCUGCAUGAAAAGUGCGAAUUACACAAUUCGCGUGAAUGAAGCGGCGCGAGUUGAGUGUUUUGCACGUUUGAUAGUAUCGUGCGUUACGUUCAAGUUGGAAAAAUCUGAACUUCAGCGGACAUUCUCACUGCGUUAACCAAUCAGGAGCUUUCUCUUGUUGGGUCGUGAUCAUGAUGUAGCACCUGUUGUUGGUGACCCAAAGGGAAAUCCUUCUGCCGACAGCGACAACAAUUCAUCAAACUGGGCUCGGCUCAGUCGGAAGCACUACUGAAAGCUUCCAUCACCCAGGUACAGUUUCUGGAAGAGUUGAUGAUCUCACAGAGCUGGGUGCACCUCUAAAGGAAUCUAGCGGACGAAUAUAUACACUGUUUUUAGCCUUCCUAAAGAAUAUAAACACAGCUAUUCUCUCAAUAAAAUCCAUGUUAGCCAUUUAGCAACAAAACUAGAGUCAGCGGGCAAACAGAAGUCCUGCCCAUGACACAAAUCCACAUCUAUUGUGAGGCGAUUCUGAUUAGCGAAUGAAGCGAGUAAACUAAAAAUAUUCACAUGUCUAUUUACACGUGAAUUGCAACAUUUAUUCAUGUGUUCUGCGCCUGGUGUGAACACAGCAUUAUAUGAGAUGGCUAUCAGUUUUAGGCUUCACCUAGCAAUCCACCUAGCAAACCUAGCAUUUGCAAUCCAAAUUAAUUGAGUCGGUGAUCUAAAAUCAGACAAACGUUUAGAAAUGUCUCAGCUUGCCACAGAUUAAGCAUGUCACCGAUUUUAAU